UCUCAGGAGUCACUUCAGCUACUAACUUAUAACAGGUUAAAUGUAAAAAAAAUAAAAUAAAAAAGUUGACAUAUUAAAAUGUUCUCGUUUCAACAUGCCAGCACAGGACAUGAGUAGAUGAUCUGAGUUUGCAGCAUCAUAGCUGUGUGUGUGUGUGAUGACAGAGGAAGGCUGUGGCGGAUGAGCUCUGACUGACAAGACUGAAAUCAGUCGGCUAACUAUCGCAGGGAAGUUUCCGGAGUUGUUCUUGAACAACUUGAGUUGUUCAAUCCAGGGCGCAAUGAAGGAUCAAAAUUACAGCGAUGAAAUCACGAAAAUACUGGAAGAGGCUCCCACUGCCCGCAAAGCACUUUUAGACAACUACGACAACUUGCACAAAGUAGCGGAGUACUGCGAGAACAACUACCUGAAGUCUGGAAAUGACAGCAACAAAGCUCUGGAAGAGACCAAGGCCUUCACCACCCAGUCUUUGGCUAGUGUGGCCUAUCAGAUCAGCUCUCUGGCCACCAAUGUGCUCAAGCUACUGGACGCACAAACCCUUCAGCUCCGCAAGAUAGAGUCCUCUGUCAACCAGAUUGGACAGACAGUGGACAUGCACAGGGAGAAGGUGGCCCGCAGAGAGAUUGGUGCAUUUACAGUUGGGAAGAGGGUUCCUCGCAAUCAUAAAGUUGUUCCACCAGCAAAAAACAAAGAAGCCAAGCUAAAGUACACCCGCACACCCAUCUCUUUCUCUAGCUUGGACUCUGUUGGCCAUGGAGUGAAGGAUUCUGGCCAACCACAGUUAAAAACGGCUACCAUGUCGCGCAGCGGCAGCAUACUGAGUCGAGGCGGUCGUCCUCCAGAGCCAGUCCAGUGUCCUGUGGCCCCCAGUCUGUCUCAUGGAGCAUCACUGACCUCACUCAACGACAAGUCUAUCACUUCGAGUUUUGGUAUAGCUGUGCCACCUCCUGUAGUGCCCAGCUGGCCCACCAGCCCUGAUAGUGACAUCAUCGGCACACUAUCGGAAGAAGUGCGGGAAGAAGGACCACCGCCUCCACCCCCAAUGAUGGAGGCAGAGGGUGAAGUGAAUCAUGCGCAGGAGGCCGCUCCACCAGCUCCACCACCACCUCCACCUCCUCCCAUGGAUUGUCCCAACAGCAUCCCCCCGCCUCCUCCAAUGCCCAUCUCAUCUACACCUGAACCAAGCAGCAUGAUGGCCAUACCACCUCCCCCUCCUGCUCCACCUCUUGAAACAGUGGCUGAGGAGAUUGGCUUUCCUCCACCUGAAGCUCUCGGUGACAUGCCUCCUCCACCAGCCCCUGAUGGCAUUGAUCUUCCAAGCCCACCACCUCUGCCUGGAGAGGAAAACAUCGAAGCUCUGCGUUCUCGCCGGUCACGGGUGCGACGUCAUCCUCCUAGCACUCGCUCUCUCUCUCUUAGGGUCCGCAUGGGCCCCAGCGCUCGCUCGCUGUAUACACGCUCGCUUUUCCUGCCUGCUGCUCAAUCACUCAUGAUCCCCCCGCCCCCUCCAUACCCUCCUCCUCUGGCUCCGCCUGCUUCGCUCAGUCCAUUGUGCAGGAUUCCUGCCCGCCUGCAGCACCUGGAUCUUGAGAUUCCAGCACCGCCCCCUUCACCACCACUAGACGAUUUUGACAGCUAUGAGGAAAUGCCCCCUCUGCCUCCCCCUAUUGACUAUGACAUGUCAGCACCAGUCGACUAUCUGGAGAAAGUGGUGGCACUAUAUACAUAUGACACAGGCAAGCCGGGUGACCUGGUGUUUCAGGAAGGGGACAUCAUUUACCUCACCAGCAGGAAUGAGGACGGCUGGUGUGAAGGGGUCCUGAACGGAGUUAAGGGUUAUUUUCCUGGCAACUAUGUGGAGUCCACUGCUUGAGUCCACUGCUUGACCGGCCAUAUGUUUUUACAAUGUCACUGAGCAAAUUAUUUGAGACCCGAAGCACCUUCAUUUAACAUUUUGUCAAGUGAAUCUGUUUAGUUAUAUUGGCUGUACUGAGCUCCUUUUUGUUGUAGUUCUUGUUCUCAAACAUCACAAAAGCUACUAACAUGCUGACCGAUGUUCCCAGCAAAGAUGAGCUUGCGUUUAUGAAAAUACCCUGUCUCAAGUUUACUCUGGUUUUAAGAAUAAUGAUCAUUUAUCUCUCAGGACUUUAAGUUAUAAUCUCAAUGUACGACAUAUAAAGAAACAUUUUAUGUGCAUUUCAGAUGUAUUUGAUCUAUUAAGAUUAUAAAUGAAUUCAUAUUUUAGUUUGAAUAGGUUUUUAUGCAGAGUAAAUAUAAUAUAAAAUAAUAUAUUUGUGUAAUUUAAUUUAGUUUCCUAAUUAACAUUUAUUGCUUGUGAUCAGUUUAUAACAUUUCUUAGAUUCCCUUUUGCGAAUAUUGUAUUUAACAAUAUUUGUACUGUGGUGAGUUAAGGAAAUCUGUUAAUGUGCACCAGCUCACGUCACUGUUUUAUGGUACCAAGUUAGCUUUUACAGUCCACAGGCUUUUUGAUCUGUUCAUUUAUAAUGAACAGGCUCAUCUGUCUUAUUUUUUACUUUUCUAAACUGUUACACAGUUGUCUAUUUCAUGUUGAGGAAAUGUAUAAAAAUUUCUUUGAUGUAAAUGUGUGUCUCUUUGUUUUACAAAAAUGAAAGAGUAA
Danio rerio (zebrafish) is the source of this 2638-nucleotide messenger RNA. NCBI's taxonomy places the organism in Eukaryota, Metazoa, Chordata, Actinopteri, Cypriniformes, Danionidae. The record is from RefSeq and is a predicted model, not a curated record.